CGUGUGCCAGCUGUCACUAUAAAACCUCGCGCAGUUCACGGCACGCCCAGGAAAAGGCGAGAGUCGCUCACCUGUGCACGUGCCGCGUGCAGGAGCGUGCACGCACACACACACUCACACACGUGGACACGCACGCACUCUCACGUGGACACGCGCACACUCUCACGUGGACACGCACGCGCACGCUGUCUGGACUUGUCCACUCAAGAUUUCAGAAGGCAUACACCAACAUGGCGGCUGGCCUUGAGCUGCAGUGCAUUCUGGGGGCGGCCAUGAUGCUCUGCCAGGUCGCCUUGACGACGGGCGGAGCUCCUCCACCUCGGGGUGCAGGAGGAGGCUACAUGGAGGUGCCGGGCCAGUACAAGGGCCCCCUGCCCAGCAGGGACAAGCAUUACGGGCGCGAGCAGUACGUGCCACUCGAAGUCCCCUUGCACGGCAACGGACACAAGGGAGAGAAAGGACAGCAUGGAGAACCUGGCCCACGGGGGCCUCCAGGCCCAGCCGGAGUGCCGGGAAAACCGGGAAUAGGCCUCCCCGGAGCUCGAGGUCCUCCAGGAAUGCAUGGCCCUCCGGGAUACACCACCAUGGCCAAGCCGGGCCUUCCGGGUCUUCCCGGAAAGCCAGGCCUGAAGGGUCUGCCCGGGCCCAAUGGAGACGUAGGCCCUCAAGGGGAGCCCGGAUUGCGGGGUGCGCCAGGAAUCUCAGGAAUGCCGGGAAAGCCAGGCAUUGCCAUGCGCGGGAAGCCGGGGCCGAAUGGAAUCCAGGGAGUGCCCGGUGGGAUUGGCCCACAGGGUCCUAAGGGCAACCAAGGCGUUCCGGGAGUGCCGGGGUUCAAGGGCGAGAACGGGAAUGGCAGGCCUGGCGUCACGGGCCCAAGAGGAUUGCCCGGACCUUCGGGUCCUCCAGGAGGGGCCGGAAAUCUGGGAGUUGGAAAACCAGGGCUUGAUGGAAUUCCAGGCCUCAAGGGACUGCCCGGACUUCCCGGCGAUAAAGGACUUCCCGGGCCGCACGGCCCUCCCGGAUUGCAAGGAAAGCCAGGUUUUCCGGGUCCGGCUGGUGUGGGAAAACCGGGACUGGAUGGGAAGCCUGGCCAUCAGGGCAUUCCCGGACUAAAAGGCGACAAGGGCCAACCAGGCGCACCGGGUCUCCCGGGAAUACCGAUCAAUGGCAAGCAAGGCAUUCCCGGUGGGCGCGGAGACCGGGGGCCACCUGGGGGCCUCGGAAUUCCAGGCCCCAAAGGCGAGAAGGGUUUCAACGGCGUUCCUGGCUUGAAUGGCCCACCGGGAGAGAAAGGCCUCACAGGGCCACCGGGAGGCCGUGGGAUUCCAGGGCAGGGCGGUAUUCCGGGAGCGAAAGGAGACAUCGGAAUGCCGGGCCCUGUGGGUGCCAAGGGAUAUGGUGGGGGUGUCGGUCAACCGGGCCUUCCGGGUCCCAUCGGCCUUCCCGGCGAUGAUGGGAAACCGGGCUUCCGCGGCCCCACUGGUCCAUCAGGGCCCAAGGGGGAACAGGGAGACAAGGGCCUUCCCGGCUUCCAGGGACCGCCUGGCCCCGUGGGACCAAUGGGAAAACCAGGACCAUCGGGGCCGCCCGGCCCUCGUGGCAUCACCGGCAAUUCCGGGUUGCCGGGCGGAGUGGGGCCCAUCGGUCCACCAGGCCUCCCUGGAGCCAAGGGCCACCCAGGCCCGGUGGGGAACCCCGGGGCGCCGGGCGUGGGUAAGACGGGUCCGGAGGGCCCCACUGGGCCAGCGGGAAAACCGGGCCAGCCGGGACUCAUCGGCCGGCCCGGACCGCCGGGCCCCCCGGGAGUGCCGGGGAAUGCUGCGCAGCUCAUCGGCCCCAACGGCCUCGGCACGUCGGAGCUCCAGGGCUCGGCGAACGGCCACGGGGUGGACGAAGGCCCCCGCCCGGGCGCGUCGGGCAGGGUCGAGGGCUCGCUGGGCCGCUUCUCGGCCUUCUCGGCACGCCUCGCCGAGCCCUUCCCGCAGGCCGGCGUGCCAAUCCGGUUCGACGGCGUCAUCUACAACACGCAGCGGCACUACAACCCCACGACGGGCGUGUUCACGUGCGCACUGCCCGGCGUCUACUACUUCGCCUACCACGUGCACGUGAAGGGCAGCAACGCGUGGGUGGCGCUUUACCGCAACGGCGAGGCGGUAAUCUACACCUUCGACGAGUACAAGAAGGGCUUCCUCGACCAGGCGUCGGGCAGCACCGUGCUCGAGCUGGGCGCCGGCGACCGCGUCUGGGUCCAGAUCCCGUCGGGCCAGGCUGACGGCGUGUUCGCCGAGAAGCUCGUCCACUGCACCUUCUCCGGGUUUUUGCUGCAGCCCAUGUAAGGGGUAGAGGCGGGGGUCGGGAGGUAGGGGGUAGGGGUGGAAGGUGGGUGGGUGGGUGGGGGCGUUUAACCCGAGCCUUCGUACAAGAAGAGAGGAGGGGGCUCCCCUCCACCCACCUCCACAAUGCCCCCCCCCUCCUCCAUCCCACCUCCACAAUGGGGUCCAGUGGAUAGGUGGAAUUUGGGAGGGGGGGGGAGGCUCUUCCUACCCUGCCGCUCUCCCACCACCACGGUGUUCUGCCUCGGGCCCUGCAGGAACCUCCGGGCGGCCCGGUGUGGCGAUACGUGGAGCAGAACUUGGUCUGGAGGUUGUUAAGUGAAGUGGGGUUUCUCGUCUCGUGUUGUGUUUAUCUCGCGUUUAUUUUUGUAACCGAGUCAGAGCAAAUGCGUCUGUUGUUGUUGUUAUCUGUGUGUUUUGUGUGGUUGUGUGUUUGUGUAGGGACAGCAGCAGCAGUUGUCAGUGUAACAAAGCCCUGAUGAGAAGAAAAAAACCAAGAAUAGACUUUUACCCUUUUCUAACAAUAAAGCAAGAGCUAUGUUAAGAUGUUCACACACCAAAUAGAUGAUUAUCACAGCGCAUCAAGUCUACAUUAACCACACGUACUUGUUGCAAUAAAUGCAAACAAAGAUGCUCCGAUAAUGUAUGCAUCGUCUUUGAAAUUGAUUGGCCUCCAGCAGUGUCAGACCAGAGAACGCCAAAAGGCGAACCCUACAAAGGAAAUGCAAAUUUAAAAGCGUGAAUCGCUUGGGUUGAGCCGCUAUAUCUAUGGGUCCUUUUUUUGCCAGUAUCAAAAUAGUGAAAAAAAAUCAGAAUUGGCUUCGCCCAUUCUGGCAAUAAGACAGCAGGUGUUAAGAUGUUCAAACACCAAAUAGACACACCGAUCGCAAGGCAUCAUCACGUCGGCAUUCACCACGCACAGAACUCGUGGCAAAACAUGCAAACAGACAUGGCAAAAAGGUUCCAUAGUAAAGCCCUGUUUGACCGAUGCAACACAGCAGUGUCAUGGCUUCACUGUAGUUGGGGAUGAUCAGUGUGCAGCAACUAACCCCCUCAUCCCAGAGUCUCUUCUGCCCAUUGAAAGCUCUCUUACUGUGAGGAUUGCGUUACACGGUCUAGAUUUUAUCAACGCACACACACACACUGCUGAUGUUUCUGUAAGAUCAUCAUCAUCAGCGUCGUUAUCAUCAGCAUCGUCAGUGUUAUAAGUCAACCGAAACAGGGUUACGUUGCCUUGCCAACGUUUAUUUUCGUAUCUUAUUUUAAUGAUGUUUGAGGUUUAUUGGCAAGCAGCGAGGGUUGGUAGAUCACCGCACACGCAGAUAAUUUUGUGAAACUCCCAUCCCAUGGGCGUCGAGCAGUUGCCAUAUCCCUGGCUCCCCAGGAGAAGGCAGUACAGCAAAGGUGGACGAAUCGCCAUCCGUUUAUUCCAUCUGUACAGGGAUAGAGAGUUGCCCCCCAUCGUGCAAGGCAUGAGUAUUUUUUUUCUGGGUGCUCCUUUUUGCUCCCACAUUGAGCCCAUGACACCUUCAUACAUCGAGGACUACAGAGCUUGGGCAAUGGUUGGUAGUGCCGGCUCCUCACCAGCACGUGGCUGCUGAUGCCUUCCCAAUCCUCGUCUGUGGUUUCUUCUCCCACGUGAAUAAAACUAAUCAUGUUUAGCACCGACUCACCAUUAAUUGGCUGCAAAACUCUUACAGAUUAAAAAACACAUUGUGGCAUCAGCAGCAAGACCCUCCUGAAUAUAGAAUCCUACUUCUCAGCGCGAAUCUACGGGAUAAAUAAGUAAAAUAUUUAAUCAUCAUAAUCCAGAAAACACAAUGUAGCCGUAUUUGUUUUGCAAUUAUCGUGGUGCGCAUUGUGUGACACUUAGAAUCGCGGCGUCUGUGAAGUGUGUGCCUCAGAUGUCAUCAUCAUCACCAUCACGAUCCAUUGGCAGAUAGCCCGUCGUAGGUUGUCCACUGCACAUUUCGUCAUGUCUUUCCACUUUCAUCCGUCUUGUAUCAAUACCUUUUGAUCGUUGUCAAGCCACAGAUGGUCGUGUAACUAAAGAAAUAAUUAUAACGGUCAACAAUGUACCACCAAGAGGCGGUCCAAUGGCUCUGUUAUCUCAUUAUUUUCUCCAGAAUCUCCCACAUUGCCAGGCCACACAGCAUUGCGGAACUCACAAUGCACAAUCAAUGCCCUCAUCCACACUGGCGCAUUGUUACCAUGCCAAUAAUGCACGGCCCUUUGUCAAUUGACACGUCAAAUAUGUAUAACAAAAAAUUGCCACAGCCGCUAUUCUCGGCCAUUCUUUUGCCGCAUGUCGAUCAUCACAUUGAACGGGUGCUGGGUGGAUUGGUAGAAGAGGUGCUGGGUGGAUUGGUAGAAGAGGUGCUGGGUGGAUUGGUAGAACAGGUGCUGCUCUGUGGAUUGGUAGAACAGGUGCUGGGUGGAUUGGUAGAACAGGUGCUGCUGGGUGGAUUGAUAUUACAGGUGCUGGGUAGAUUGGUGGAAUAGGUGCUGCGCUGUGGAUUGGUAGAACAGGUGCUGCGUGGAUUGGUAGAACAGGUGCUGGGUGGAUUGGUAGAACAGGUGCUGGGUGGAUUGGUAGAACAGGUGCUGCUGGGUGGAUUGGUAGAACAGGUGCUGGGUAGAUUGGUAGAACAGGUGCUGGGUGGAUUGGUAGAACAGGUGCUGGGUAGAUUGGUAGAACAGGUGCUGCUGGGUGGAUUGGUAGAACAGGUGCUGCUGGGUGGAUUGGUAGAACAGGUGCUGCUGGGUGGAUUGGUAGAACAGGUGCUGGGUGGAUUGGUAGAACAGGUGCUGGGUGGAUUGGUAGAACAGGUGCUGGGUAGAUUGGUAGAACAGGUGCUGGGUGGAUUGGUAGAACAGGUGCUGCUGGGUGGAUUGGUAGAACAGGUGCUGGGUAGAUUGGUAGAACAGGUGCUGGGUAGAUUGGUAGAACAGGUGCUGGGUAGAUUGGUAGAACAGGUGCUGGGUGGAUUGGUAGAACAGGUGCUGGGUAGAUUGGUAGAACAGGUGCUGGGUGGAUUGGUAGAACAGGUGCUGGGUGGAUUGGUAGAACAGGUGCUGGGUAGAUUGGUAGAACAGGUGCUGGGUGGAUUGGUAGAACAGGUGCUGGGUAGAUUGGUAGAACAGGUGCUGGGUGGAUUGGUAGAACAGGUGCUGGGUAGAUUGGUAGAACAGGUGCUGCUGGGUGGAUUGGUAGAACAGGUGCUGGGUAGAUUGGUAGAACAGGUGCUGGGUAGAUUGGUAGAACAGGUGCUGGGUAGAUUGGUAGAACAGGUGCUGGGUAGAUUGGUAGAACAGGUGCUGCUGGGUGGAUUGGUAGAACAGGUGCUGCUGGGUGGAUCGUUACAUUGCAGGAUCAUAAACAGCCGACGUUUGAAAGUAGAGCAAAUAUUUGUUUAAAAAAAUAUAACAGCAACAAAUGUCAUGCCGUACCUUUGGUGCAUAGAAUGUAUAGUACAACAUCGGCAGCUUGAGAUGCAUGGGUCCGAUUUGAAUUUACCUUAGCGGUGUAGUAGUGUUGUAAUAAA
This is a messenger RNA of Petromyzon marinus (sea lamprey), 5878 nucleotides long. The record is from RefSeq and is a predicted model, not a curated record. Lineage: Eukaryota; Metazoa; Chordata; Hyperoartia; Petromyzontiformes; Petromyzontidae.